Setaria italica (foxtail millet) is the source of this 428-nucleotide messenger RNA. RefSeq lists its product as uncharacterized. The record is from RefSeq and is a predicted model, not a curated record. Bases 1 to 300 code for a protein of 99 amino acids. The transcript has a single exon. Lineage: Eukaryota; Viridiplantae; Streptophyta; Magnoliopsida; Poales; Poaceae.
AUGGUUCUCGCUGGCUGGUCUGGUCCAGUGGAUAAGCAAAUUACCAGUAAUGGUGACAAAAGAUCGGUUCCGUCUUCAUCCAGUGCAGAUGAUGUUGACAGCACCGCCGAGGAUGCAUCAGUGAAACCUGGAAUGAAGCGCAAGCUGAAUGAAAUACUAGAGUCAAAGGAAAAUUUUGAUGCCCUCCAGAAUAAGUCAGAUGUUGGUUCUAGUAGUGCACAAAUCGUUGAAGAUGACGACGAUGACAUUGUUAUGUUCAAUGAGGACCAGAUGCAAGGCAAGAAGAAGAGAUUGCAAUAGCAACUCAUUCCAGAGAUAACAGCUGUUGACUUCCGACGUCAUGGCUAACACAUUAUUUGAUCAUAACGUCUUUUGUAACUUAUCUAUGCGGUGAUGUGCUAGGCUGAUGAUGUUGAGAUAUCGAUAAC